CGUGAGGCCAAAGGUGAGCAGACCAUCUUCAACUAUCGCAAACCCUGCAAACUGCACAUUCAAGCGCCGUGGCUUUGUUCACCUGACCUUUUGGACCUGCUCACAACGUGCAGAAGCAGUUUAGCCGGAGGAUCGGACACUUGCAGGCGUGCUUCGCUUUUGGAAACAAACGCACCUUUGGAGAUUCCGCCUUUUGCGCCCGUGUCGCUCACGUUACUCGUCGCCGGUCUCGCCUUUCCGUCACUUGUCCUUCAGAUCCAACACCUCCUGCUCCGAGCAUCCAGUCGCAUAGACAGGCGUGUUUUGUGUCCCCUCGCCCGACAAGCUCUUCUUUCGUCCUGUCGCCCGGCUCACCACUCCAACUGCUGUUGCAGACAUGUCGUUAGCCACGAAUCGGUUACAGGAAGAGCGCAAGAACUGGCGUCGCGAUCACCCUUUCGGCUUUGUCGCAAAACCCGUGCGAAACCCAGAGAAAGGCACACUCGACCUACGGACGUGGGAAUGCGCCAUUCCAGGCAAGGAGAAGACGAUAUGGGAGGGCGGCCAAUUCAAGCUGCAGAUAACAUUUCCUGACGAGUACCCCACCAAGCCGCCCAAGUGCAAGUUCGUGCCGCCUCUCUUCCAUCCGAACGUAUAUCCAUCCGGCACCGUGUGCUUGAGCAUUCUAAAUGAGGACGAGGGCUGGAGGCCUGCAAUCACAAUCAAGGAGAUUCUUCUGGGCAUUCAAAGUCUUCUGAAUGAACCCAACCCGGAGUCACCAGCCCAGGCCGACGCAUAUAACCUGUUUAAGAAGGACAAAGUGGCAUACGAGCGCAAAAUCAAGCAGGUCGUUCGGGAGAACCCCCAGCCUUGAUCGGAUCAAUUAGGACUGUAGGCUCUUGAGACAGAUAAGCCCGAUAUCAACGGAAGACAUAUUCAUGUGGGAUGGAGUAAAUGGUUUGCUUUCUUCUAUCUUUUGUGGAACAAGCGGAGACAUGGUCAUGAUAUUCAUUCUGUCUUUAUUUUUUUUUAUUGUCGAAAGAGAUUCACACGGAAGUAAACGGCGCGGGGCAGACACUUUGCAGCUGGUUCUUUUGAGAGAACCCAUUGAUGUCCAAUACAGAGCAAAUGCUAUUUCUCAUCCACAACUAUCUCUUCGCAGAUAUAUUGAGAUGAUUCUCAGAUAUGGAUUAUGCUUGGAAGCAUCGUGGAUCACAAGCAUAAUGAUGUCUGAUGUAGGAAGAAGUACUAUUAAAUAAAUGUGUUAUGUCUCACAGCGCAAAAUCAACCCGUGCGCGCUAGGCUGCGCUUGCAAUAUCAU
Molecule: messenger RNA, 1300 nt
Organism: Verruconis gallopava
Lineage: Eukaryota; Fungi; Ascomycota; Dothideomycetes; Venturiales; Sympoventuriaceae
Exons: 3
Coding region: 377-853 (158 amino acids)
Biological process (GO): protein sumoylation
Cellular component (GO): nucleus
Molecular function (GO): SUMO conjugating enzyme activity
Source: RefSeq, a predicted model, not a curated record